GCAGACACUAGAUUCUCGCGAACAAGUGACAGCAAGUGCUACGAUGGGAUGUAUUUUAUUGCAAAGACAAAUUUGGGAUUGAAAUUUUAAUUUUCAGAAAUCAGUUUAGUAAAAGAUUCAAAAAAUGGGUUGAUAAUGAAAAUGAAGGAUGAGGCGGGGCACGAUCUUGCUUGCGUUCCCACCACAGUCAAGCUGCAAUCUGGUUAAACGCGGGUAGAUGCACGUGGUAUCCGAAUCUGCACACACUUUGGAUACACGAAAAAGCGAGCCAGAAGAGGAAAGCAGCCGCAUCAAAACCACGACGUCAAUGCAGACGCCCGUGUCUUGUCAAGGAGUCGCCACGGUGGUUUAUUUUAGCUAGUAUUGACAAACGCGAAGGGGAAGUCGUGUGAAGGAGCCGGUGGUUCAAGCCAACGCUGACGAAGUUCACACUAACGAGGAAAACUCAUCGGCACCGUUGUCGUAUUCAAGGAGUCCUUGCGACCGCACAAGAAAUUCUGGGCAUUUUUGUUGCCUCCGCUGCGGGCUUUGCAUAUCCUUGAGCCAGUCUUUCAGGGCUUGCUACAAUGGGGAAUAAGGUCCUGACGGCAUACAAGGUUGAAAAGCAGCCAUGCUGCCAAGGUCUGGACUUGCGAUGGACGUGCUACCCAGCAGCACACAAUGACAGGCCGACGGACCCUUUGACAGUUUUUCUCUUCGAGAAAAAAGUCUUAGACCGCAAUCGCAGCAAAGAUGCAGUACGUUUUUCACUUCAUACUACUUAAGCAGUCUUUUUCUUCAGUAUCAAUCAAUUUUCAUUUUGAUUUACUUCACAACCACAACACCGAACACACUAUUUACGAAUACGAAAAUUGUGUUUAACUUUCUCGUGGUUGCUGCUGAAGUGUGAUGAAGGUGAGCUCAUGUUUCUUCUCCUGUCACUCUCGCUUCCUCAUCUACAGAUAUUAGAAACACUGCGGCGGGAUGCGCAGAUGCUUCAAAGGCUGCGGCACCCGAAUAUUUUACAUGUGAUGGAGCCGCUUGUUGAAGAGAAGGCAACGCUGGCGUUUGCAACAAUUAAGAGUUGACCAUUGAAUUCCAUGCGCAACUCCAGAUAAAAUCCUGUUUGACUCUAUGUUUUCAUGAUGCUACCAGCAUCCCCAUCACGUACAUCAGUGUAAUGUGAUGUCAAGUGAAUGAAUAUUUUGAUUUUGGUAUAUUACACGUCAAUAUCAAACUAACAAAUUCAAAUAUAAGAUAAGAAAGAGAAGACGAGUUAUGCGACCUCUAAAGCGGAGCCAAUCAAGGUGACCCUCGCGCAGCUUUUGGACCGGGUACUAUUUCAAUUUUCCAUUUCUGCCAAAGGUGUAAAUGGUAAUGGUGUUGCCUUGCUCAGCUUCAAAAUCAUAGUCAUAGUCUGAAGUACCUAGAGAACCUAGAAGUUAGAAUCAUACAUCAAUAUCGCAGUUCCUUUCAUAAUUUAACGCCCAUUCUCCAAAUCUUUUUUUUAGGCACCUUCGGAGCUGAGUUCGUUGGAAAUGAAGUGUGGUCUGCUCGAUAUCGCAGAGGCUGUGCGGUUUCUCCAUCAAGACGCGAAAACGGCACAUCUGGGACUUUCCCCAUCCAGCAUCUUCGUCACUGAGCAAGGUAAGACCAAGUGAAUUCUAUCAGAGACACUGCCAGUUCCAGACCUCCUCAGCAUUCUUGGUUACACCUACUCGUUUUUAGAAGUACUAGUAGUAAUCUACACUUAUUCCUAGUCUCUAUCCAGUACGAGACUCGCGUACUUUUCCACAUUUAUUGGUAGCUCUAAACAAGGCCGGUGGCUUCUCGGUGGAUUUGGCCACGCGCAGCAAGGCGUCGUGAAAGGCACUGCGCAGAACAGCCAAUUCAAUUAUGAAACAAAUUUGUUUUCGCUCCUGAGUUAGUUUCAAGACAAAGGGGAUGUUGUAAGUAAGUACCUAGUUCAAGUUACCAUUUCUGGAUGAAGGUAGUGAAUCUUCAACCAACUGAGAAAUUUCGAAGCCAUGCAACUGCAUGCAAUUGUACACCAUGAUAAAUUUGCACAAAUAAUAUGAUUCAUAGGAAAGACCAAACUGUACAACCAAUCGUAGGCUCUUUUGUUAAACAGAAAAAUACCAAAUGACGUAAUGAUUCGUAUGUCUACUUACCAAGAACGACUUCUAAUAGCAUUUUUACGCGGAAGACCUAUCACAAAUGGGCGCUGACCCUUCACUGAAAUACUGUGCUCCAGAGCUCACAAGUUCAAACAAGUUCGGGAUGGAAAGUGACGUUUUUUCGUUGGGACUCAUCGCUUAUGAGCUCAUGUCUAGCGACCGGAGGUCAUUGCUGGCAGCGGUAAGAACUACAAUCAAUGCAUUGCUUUUAUGUUCUUUGAGACAGUAUGUGAAGCAGUAGUCGAAAACUCACAUGUCAAGGAGGACAUGCCUGCUAGAUAUGAAGGUUUUGUACUUUUAUUUUCUGAAGAAGAACGAAAAUUCACAAAAAAUCACCGCAGCUUGGCCGGUAUGACAGGAGCGGACAUCAAGCGAAGCUUUCUGCGUUGUUGCCACUGCGAGACUGCUCCAUGCUUCCCCCUUACGAACCACGAUGAAGUUGUAUUCACUGCUAUUGCUAAAAUGUGAUCGAAGUUUGCUUUCUGCUGGACACAUCUUCACCGAGAGACUCACUUACUAAUGGGAGUAGAUGACUUAGUUUAUAUUUAAAUUUAUGGAAAACCACCUCCUUUGAUGUUAGCAUCCAUCACUUUUCCUUCUGACCCUUUCUAAUUUUGCGAAUUGGUGUCGGUACUUUGUGGCAUGCUUGCACCAUCACCGGAGCACCGCGUCGACGUUACAUUAAGGCUGUGACUUAUCAAGAAUAAUAGCGGAUGUUCAACAAAGUUAGUAUCCCAAUAGAAAUAUGUUUUUGUUUCAGGAACGCAUGCAUCGAAAAUGAAGUAAGUAUCUCCUAGAACGACUCUAAUCCUCGUUUUCCUGCAAAGCGAAUUCUUCCAGGAUAUUCACAUCAAAGCUCUGCGCUUCCUCGAGACGCUUUCGGAAAAAGACGACGCACAAAAAGCCCAAUUCUUGAAGGGCUUCCGCAACUUGCUUGAGUUAUGUUGGGGCUGCCUGACUAGUUCUCCUGUGAACUGUACUACAGUUACAGUUUUUGAAGCAAAUAUCCAAUAAUUGAUAAGACAAGAAAGCAAAAAACACUGCGUCAGUGAAAAGCUAUCUCUAAUUCCUCAGCCAGAAUCAGCGUUGACGAGCGCUCGCAUUCUGAAAGAGCGCGUGCUACCACAACUUACGCGAGCGCUGAAUUAUCCACCUCUUUACGGCCACGUUCUUCACUGCGUACUGGUGUGCCUCAGAAAGCCAAAUCUUUUGACGCCGGAGGAAUUCAUGGUUCUCUUACAUUUUUCUUUUCGAUGUAGAAGGUUCUAGAAGUGGAAGUUCGUUCUAUGUAAAUAUGGUGGUUGUUUGUGUGACGUCUCUUGUAUAAUCCAUUACAAAAAUAACAUGAAGAUCUACUUCCGAAAAUCCUGUGGAGCAGUAGUGUUUUGCUGUAGAAAUUCAGCACCUGUGCGCGUGACUAAAGGUAAAUGACUUCGUAAGGUAUAAGUUCCUCCAUCCAGCAAUAUCUUCCCACCAUUUCAGGCACGAUGUUGGAACGGCAUGCGGACCCUGUUCUCCGCAAAGGAAAUACCAAUAGAGGCGGUCACUGAUUUGGUUAAGAAUCUAGACCUCUUAAUGGGCCUGGUGGAUUCCACGCAAGCCCAGCAGGUGAUCAUCUUGAACUUGAUACCCUAAUAUGUUCUACUUAUUCAUUGCUUAACUAAGUCUUCGAACAUACUUACAUUUUUUGUUCUUCCUACAAGGUUUUCGGAACUUGUGAUUGAGUUGAAGAUCCAUCUUGCUGUAGUUUCGUCUCAGGAUUUUCAAUAUUAAGAUAGACUCUCAUGAUCUUCUCCUUGUACAGGUUUUGUUGCCUUUCUUGCUGCGCUGCCUUGAAAUUCCGGAGCCCACAAUUCAGAACACCGCGCUUGAAAAUUAUGAGUUGUCUGGAUGUGGGUACAUCAUACAAAGUUUCAGAUUUCUAUAAGCCUCAGAUUGUUUUAAACCUGUUUUUCUAGAAUCAAUACCAUACUGAAGAUGUUGUGGUGGCCAAGGAGGCGAACCAAAUGCUUGCUUCAACGAAUUCCUGUGCUGCUUCUAAGAUAAAAUUCCGCAAAUUCACGGAAAAUUCGAGUACAGGCAGAUCAAGGACCAGAUUCUGCCACGCAUGCUGGCAGUUUUGCUGCGUGCCGAGAGCACAUUGAAAGCGCGGGUCCAGAUUUUGAUGGGCAUCAACGCUAUGUUUUCAGUCUUUGACCGAGGCACGAUUUUAGAAACAAUAUUGACCGCCUGCGAGCGCGUACAAAAAAUGGAGCGAGCACCGGCGCUUUGCAUGGUGCUGCUGUCCCUGUACGAUGCCAUGAGCAAGUUCUUGGGGCCCCGUGAAACAGCGACUAAAUUUAAGGCCACACAUGAUUUCCAUUUCUAUCAUGAUCGAUCCUAAUAAAAUUGAUUUGAAUACCCGAUAACUUCUGGCACAUCGAUUUCGAUUCUAUACUUACAUCAUCACAAUAUGUCUACGACAAUGUUGUUGAUCCUGCGGUUUCUCUUUCUUUCUGCUCCUUCUCGAUUAUCAGGACCUUGCAAAUUUGAGGUCAUUUCGUGCUUCCUCGAAUAUGAUGUUGCCAUUAGUAUGUCCGCUGCUCGCGGAGGAGAGCCUCUCAGCAGAACAGUGGCGGACGCAGAUGGAAGUCUGCAAAAAACUGUUGAAUCGUGUGGAGACUGCAAGGGCUAAGUUGAGGCAUGAAUCAGAAAGGAAUGCAGAAGAUGAUUUGUAAUAAGGAAAUAGUACUUGGUGAAAGGCUUAUUUCUACUACUCGAAUCGAGAUAUGCUUACCUUGCUUUGCAUUGUUGUUUGAUAGGAUAUCGACCAUGCUUAAGUUGCUCCUACUCUUUUUCUUGCUUUGUUUGAUACAUUUUAGAUUGCUUUAACGAGAGAAUACGCCACGAGAACCGACGCGAGUGCGGACGUUUCAGCAGCUCUUGGUGGCGCAGCACCAAAACCAAAGAUGCCUGACGAAGACGAUAACUUUCUCGCGCAAUUAGGUGGUGGUGGUGCAACAAGUUCCACCACAGCAAGCACCAGCUCGAAGAUUCCGACACCGCAAGACGUACUCUCUGACUUCGAUUCCCUCCUCAGUGCGCCCGCAGCAGGAGCAGCUGCCAACAUUAUGCCCAUGGCUCUUUACCUAACAUUUCAUUCACAAGUAGAUCUUUCUCAAUUGUUAAAAACAUGUGUGUUGGUGUUCCAACAAGAACGGUGGCUGUUGCACUUGCUUUCCUGCGACGAGCCUAGUUUCCUUCAACUUUCUUUUGUUGGACUUACCCGCCGAAUGGGUAAACUACUACUACAACUACUUCUGUUCCCAUGUGACAGCUACUAUGCACGAAGUGUUGUAGCGAGUCGCUGUGACAGAAAGAAGUGCUGUGGGCACACUCUAAUGAAAAUCCGCGCGCACCAGCAGCAGGCGCGUUCGAUGACCUAAUCGGCGGAGGGGGGACGACGUCACUGCCUCCACCAGCUGGCGCUUUCUCCCCAGCACGAAGGACAGCGAACACGACGCCAACAGGCGGUGACAUCUUGAGUACAUUUGGCACAACGGGAGGAGCAACGAGUUCGGGGAGUAGCGGUUUUUUAAGACAAGUUUUCGGUCUAAAAGCAAUAUCCAUAUCGUUUUUGCCGUACCCUCAGGCAUACUAACUGCUCGUGCCUGCAAACAUAAUAUGCUUGAGCUCCUCUUUUUCGCUUGCCGAUAAAUGAUAAUUGAACCACAUAUCUCUAUCUAACAUUUCCUGCUCCGUCAGCGCCAGCCACUAGUAGUUUCCCUUCGCUCAUGGCUCCUCCAGGGAGCAACGCUGGUAAGUCCGACGAUCUGCUUGCCAUGAUGGGACCCACACCGCAGACGCAACAGCCAAAACAACUCAGUGCGCUAGAGCAACUCACUAGUGCUGGUGGCGGCAGCUCAAAUAAUCUUUUUGGAGGUGGGAGCAGUGCUGUCUCUUCGGGCUUCCAGACGGCGAAUUUCGACACGUCAAAAACAGGCGUUGCGCAACACCGCGUGGGAAUGGCAAACAUAUCCGGAGAUCCCUUUGCAGAUUUGAAUAGUACCUCGACCACGGGGGCAGGUGGAAUGUCAGGCAUGGCCGGUAUGGGUGGAGGCGGAAACAUGAUGGGAGGCGCAUCCGGGAACGGAAUGAUGGGAGGAGCAUCCGGGAACGGAAUGAUGGGCAUGGGUAUGGUAGGCAUGGCGGGCGCAGGAAAUAAUGUGGGCGGCGUGGGUGGUUUCCCAGCCAAUGGGGGUAACGGUGGGAUGGCUGGAAUGAACAAUAACAUCAUGGGUGGAAUGAUGAACAACAAUAUGGGGAUGAACAAUAUGGGAAUGAUGGGAGGACCCGGUGGUGGAAUCAACCAAAUGGCAGGCGGAAGACCAAAUCUCGACCCAUUCGCAGGUCUGUAGUAACGCGUGUUGUUUAUGCUCAGGGUUGAUUGCUGGUGUUUGAUAAGGAACACUAAGCUCAUAAAGGAUGAAGAUACCUUGAAUAUAACUGCUUGACGCGCAAUCAAGAAGGCACUAAUUUGUAAUUGUUUCUUUUCUUCGCGCAAGAUUCGAUCGAUUUACUUAUCUACUAGGUACUUCUAAAUAGAAGUAGAAGGACAUCUGUGAUUACUGAUCAUCAUCGAGAAGUUCAGUAAAAAGAAUAUCAGUACUUUGGUCUUCCUCGGUCCACCUCAUCAUCAUCAUCGAGAAGCUCAGAACUCCCAUUCGAAUCUAGAUUUUGUCACUUUGUUGAAUACCUGACUCUGAUUCUGUUCGCAAUGCAUGUAGCACGGACAAGUCUGCUGUAGAUCAGCCUUCACUUGGAAACAAAAACCUUCCUGAUUCCAGCUAAUAUCCGUAGCGUAGUAUGAAAAAACGGUACUGCUCGUGAGACCUCGUAAAUGGGUACGUGACCAAUCAAAUCAAUCAAU
Messenger RNA from Amoebophrya sp. A25, 7065 nucleotides. The record is from the annotation of a GenBank genome assembly. Lineage: Eukaryota; Dinophyceae; Syndiniales; Amoebophryaceae.